GUCGGAGAUAGGGUUUCCUCUCGCGCCGCCGGAACAGCGGCAAACCCAGCCUAGGGCGAAGGGAAGAAGGAGAAGAAGAUGGUGGAGAAGAAGGGAGGAGCGGCGAGGAAGGAGGAGGUGGUGACGAGGGAGUACACCAUCAACCUCCACAAGCGCCUCCACAGCUGUACAUUCAAGAAGAAGGCGCCCAAUGCCAUCAAAGAGAUCAGGAAGUUUGCGCAGAAGGCUAUGGGCACUACAGAUGUCAGGGUCGAUGUGAAGCUCAACAAGCACAUCUGGAGCAGUGGGAUCAGGAGUGUGCCGCGGAGGGUUCGUGUGAGGAUCGCCCGCAAGAGGAAUGACGAGGAGGAUGCCAAGGAAGAGCUCUACUCUCUGGUCACUGUGGCCGAGGUCCCUCCUGAGGGUUUGAAGGGGCUGGGAACCAAGGUUGUUGACGAAACGGAUUAAGCUUUACCUUCUCUGCAUCUUUAGAAUGAGUUUAGUUUGAAUUGCAACAUCAAACUUUAUUUUGGCAAAUCAGAAGUUUUGGACUAUAGCACAUCGCAAGCUGUCUAUCUUCGUAUAUAUUCCAUGGAUUUACCUUUUUGUUCAUGUAGUGUUCAUUAUUGCCUCUGGUAUAAGCUCUGGUACUCAAUGCUCCAGUUUGGGAAAUCGCCUGUGGUUGCUCGUCAUAUUCAUACAUGAGGCCCAUGGGAUAAAUUUGAUGGUA
This is a messenger RNA of Oryza sativa Japonica Group (Japanese rice), 709 nucleotides long. RefSeq names its product large ribosomal subunit protein eL31. Gene Ontology annotation, cellular component: cytosolic large ribosomal subunit; ribosome. NCBI's taxonomy places the organism in Eukaryota, Viridiplantae, Streptophyta, Magnoliopsida, Poales, Poaceae. Gene Ontology annotation, biological process: cytoplasmic translation. Gene Ontology annotation, molecular function: structural constituent of ribosome. The record is from RefSeq and is a predicted model, not a curated record.